Molecule: messenger RNA, 6494 nt
Organism: Betta splendens (Siamese fighting fish)
Lineage: Eukaryota; Metazoa; Chordata; Actinopteri; Anabantiformes; Osphronemidae
Product: NACHT, LRR and PYD domains-containing protein 3-like
Exons: 7
Coding region: 2606-5950 (1114 amino acids)
Molecular function (GO): protein binding
Source: RefSeq, a predicted model, not a curated record
CAGUUUUGGUUCGGGAUCAUUGUGGGGGUGGUGGUUCAGGAUUUGCAAGGAGAACUUUCAACCAAUGUGACGACAACUGGGACACGGCCUCAGAGUAGGUCGUGGCUGUUUUCAUUGGAUGAGAAAAUUUACGUUUUCAAAAUGUGAAAAAAGCAGGAAAUGCAUUUCUACCGUGCUCAGUGUGUGUAUAUGUGACCUAUAGAGUCAUAUGGACGCUCCAAAAUGUCUAAAAAGUGGAUUUUGCAUGAUAUGGGCCCUUUAAUGCAGCAGAAGCAAGGUGGUGAUGCUGUGUUCUCACUCUUUACCUUCCCCCUUUUAGAAAAUAGGUAAGUGUUUGCUUUAUUGAUGCUUUCUUGUAUUAGUUUGACUCAGACAGUCUAACGGCUAAAUGGUGUGAAUGUUGUCACUGACAGCUUGUCACUAGCUGCUAGCAGGCAGUCGCUAGUGCUGUGUUGUAAUAACUACACUAUUUACAGAACCAAGAUCAGGAUGGAACCUAAAUUCUUUAAUUGCAGUGAUAGCAGUGAAAUAACAUGUCUGUAUCCUAUAACCUAAUUUAAAGCUGAGUCUGUAGACAGAUGCACAAAUAGACUGGAGUUGACAGUUGAAAAGAACACAAUUUAUUAACAGAUCUGAAAAUCACAACAAGGCUGGUCAAUGCUGUGCUCUUUAUCUGCUUCAGGCAUCUUUUUUGUCCUGUCCGGCAAUUUAACAAGAGGCAUGUAUUAGGCUGAAUGUCAAAUUGUGAUGGACAGUAUACAAAUAAUAUAUAUACGCAUGUUUUGGCAAAGAGCAAGUGAGGAUCAGUAAUGCAAUUGUUAAUCGGAAUCGAAUCCCGUUAAUUUUUUGCUAGAUUCACAAUAAUUGAGAACAGGGCCUAGGGGAUAAUUUGAUGCCUUGGCGGAGUGUGGUACAGUAGAUGGAAUGUUAUUCAAGUGGUAAGUGGUAACAAUAUAGAUUUUGUCCAGUUGAUAUAAUAUUCUGAAAGUGCUGAGAAUUCAUCUAUAAGGCUGAAUGAGACAUCUGUGACUUCGGGAGGAUCAAUAAGACAUCAUCAGCAUAUAAACCUAUAUUACGAUUAGCCAAUUUUGUCGAUAUUCCCUCAUCAUCUAACUGCUGCAGCUAGUGGUUCAAUGAAUAUUAACUAGCAAAUAGUGAUAAAGAGAGAGAGUGGGCUGUCUGUUCCUGCUAUGCAAACUCAGUCUUGGUGAGGUUUGGCUAUUUGUUCUGACUGCGGCGUUUGCUUAGCUGUAUAAUAUUUGGAUCCAGUUUAUACAGUAAAUUGGUUCCCAAUGCUGGAGUGUAAAACAGGUGCUAUGGUGAGUUCAUACUGGUCUUACUGGUUUCUGAUAGUUAGGAACAGAUGGUUUCUCUUUAGUCACCAAAGCUUAAAACAAUGGAGUUUAGACUGUUUAAAUGACGUCAGUGUUAACUGUUUUGCAAAAUGGAAGAGAUAAUGAUCGAUCUAAUGAGAACAGGUUUACAUGUUUGCUACAUGUGUCUAAAAAGCAAUUUCUGCUUUGUGAUGUAACUCUCAACAGAGAGAGAAAAUUAAUAGGAUACCUUCCCACGAGGAUGCAGGAAUGAAGAAGGUUCAGGAUUGCUUAAGGCUGGAACUGUGAAAAGUGUGCAUGCAGGAUGUUGUCAACUUUCUGGAAAACCUGGCCAGAAAACAGCUUGAAGCAGGCCUUUCUUAACUUUUUAGCCAAGGAAACAGAAACUGGUGAAUGAUCAGUGAUCUCCGGAGGAGUGGUGAACUAGUGACAACAUAUAUUCCCUGGAGGUGGGAUUAAAAGAACACCAGGUGUCACAGAGACCAAGAUCAUCCAUGUACUGAUUUAAGGGUUUUCAAAUGGUUAAACACUUUGAAUCAGUUCCCAUUCUUCCAGGUAUAUCCCAAGUGACAAUCGUCAAUGGUGUCAUACAGGAACUUAUCUGUCUGGUGUGGAUUACUAGUCUUGUGUGCAUGUAGUGUGACAGACUUUACAGUAGUUGUGUGGCUGAUAUUGAGCGCAUGUGUGUUCUGUGUUUUGUUUAUGUAUGUGCAAAUGUUUUGCCUGUAAAGUAGCUUUUUAUGUGUAGCUGUUGUAGGACUACACAGCUAGCUGACUAUGUAAGGCGAAAUUGGGGAAGAGAGGGACAUACAGAGUAUGGAGUAAAAGUGGGUGAUGGGAAAAAAGUGAUAAAAAGGAAAUUAAGGUGGGAUAAAAUUGAACGGUUCAUGUCUGAUACAUUCUGUGGAGUUAAAGUUAUGUACAGCAUUGCUUCUAUUUUUUCCCUGCAACAAACCUUUUUCUAUUAAACAAUUUUUUUCACAUACCACCUGUUAGUGCAGCCACUGCUUCACGGUCCCUAUAGAGCCCUCCGUUGAUGUACAGUUUGUCUACGCUGAUGACAGCCCUGCAGCCUUCUGCCCUGAACCUCUUACAGAUGGGCAACAGCUGGCGGCAUCGGUCAGGGAUCUCCUUAGGGAACUGAUCAUUGACACUGUAAUCAGUUCCCUUCAGCUGUCUGCCCUGGCUUUUGACCAGUUCCUUUUGCUUAAAGUCAUGUCGUGGGCACUGGCCAUCCAGUUGUCUUCCUCCCAGUUGAUGGGCAUGAUGAAAUGUUUGAGCUCUAUGGUGCAGAGACCUGCUCCAGUGCUACUCAGUGUCAUUUCACCUCUAUGAUAAUCUUUUUGUCUGUAUGUUGUAUUGGAUGUUCAGUCUCAGGUCUCAUCUCUGUCUUCCUACUUUUAAUUGGGACACAAGCAAUAACCCAACUGACCAUUGACAAUACUGUUGAUGUUCCACAGGGAGUCACAAUGGAAUCAGGAAAUCAAAUAAAAAUCUUGAAAUGUCUCGAGGAUCUGACAGAGGAUGACUUUAAGAGGUUCAAAUGGUACCUUGGGCGUGAAAACAUUCCAGAUUCUUCUUUGGAAGCUGCGUCGAGGGAGAAAACUGUGACGCUGAUGAACAAUAACUUUACUGAUGGAUUGCUGGAAAAGGCCAAGCAGGUGUUUAAGAACAUUUACAGACCGGACCUGGUGGAGAAAUUGUCAGAUACAAGCUCAGGACCACAAGCUGAUUCUGGGCAGUUUUCAGAGAGUGUUGUUCAGGCUCCGCCCCCUCCUCAGGCUCCUCCCACUCAGAGUUCACCAGAUCAGAACACGGAAGAUGGAAUGGUUCCAGUACCAGAGCCCCAGCUUAUCACUCAUUACCAAAAGAUGCUCCAGUCCUACAUUCAGGACUCCUUCAUGAGUGCACAACAAGGGUGGGCACAGAGAAAAGACGGGAAGCCUCUUAACAGCAUCUACACAGAGCUGUAUGUCACAGCAGGGGGUGAUGUACAGCUCAACAUGCAGCAUGAGGUCAGACAGAUUGAAAUGGCAUCAAGACCAACAGACACAGAAGAAUCAAUACAACCCAGUGACAUUUUCAAAUGUCCCUCUGGUGAAAACCGACCUAUAAGAACAGUGUUGACCAAUGGAAUCGCUGGAAUUGGAAAAACCUUCCUUGUGCAUAAGUUUGUGUUGGACUGGGCUAAACAAAUGUCCAAUCAAGACGUGCACCUGGUCUUCCCUUUCACCUUCCGCCAGCUGAACUCACUGAAAGAAAGGUUCAGUUUGUCAGAGCUCAUUCAUGAAUGUAUCCCAGAAACUCUGUCCAUCAGCCUGGAGGCUCUGAACCAUGUCUUUACACAUUUACAGUCAUCAGGAAAUGGCAACUAUGACAAGAGCAGGUUCAAACUUCUGUUUGUGUUUGAUGGACUGGAUGAGAGUCGCCUCCAACUGAACUGUAGCACCAGUAAGAAAGAGACCGGUCAGUGUGACGUCACAGAGUCCACCUCAGUGGAUGAGCUGGUGACAAACCUCAUCAGUGAAAAACUACUACGCUCUGCUCGCAUCUGGAUCACCACACGACCUGCAGCAGCCAAUCAGAUUCAUGGAGACUUUGUUGACGUGGUGACGGAGGUCAGAGGGUUCACUGACCCACAGAAGGAGGAGUACUUCAGGAAGAGAUUCACAGAUGAGGAGCAAAGCAACAGAAUCAUGUCCCACAUCAAGACAUCACAAAGCCUCCACAUCAUGUGCCACAUCCCAGUCUUCUGCUGGAUCACUGCUACAGUUCUGGAGGAUCUGCUAGAAACCAGAGAGGAAGCAGAGCUGCCCAAAACCCUGACUGAGAUGUACGCAGAGUUCCUGGGUUUUCAGAUGGAUCAGACAGAAGACAAGUACGGAACAGAACAUAGCAGCAACUACAUCAAGUCAUUAGCUAAACUAGCUUAUAAGCAGCUGGAAAAGGGAAACUUGAUCUUCUAUGAGGAAGACCUGAAAGAGAGUGACAUCGAUGUCAGUGAAGCCUCAGUGUGUUCAGGAGUGUUUACAGAGAUCUUUAAGGAAGAGCGAGGGAGGAAAGCCAAGGAGAAGAUGUUCAGCUUUGUUCAUCUGAGUGUUCAGGAGUUUCUGGCUGCUGUUUAUGUUAGACUGUCACUCAUCAACCAAAACAAAAAUGUGAUGCUUUUGCCACAACUAUCACUACGAAACCUGAAAAUGUUUUUGACCAAAUCUUCACUGACGAUCCACAAGAUUUCCAUCAACAGGGCCCUAAAGAGUCCACACGGACAUCUGGACCUAUUCUUACGCUUCUUGUUGGGUCUUUCACUGCCGACUAAUCAAAAGAAACUACACAAACUUCUGAAAAAAACACAGAGUAGCGUAAAAAACAACCAGAAAACUGUCCAGUACAUCAGGAAGAAGCUCAGCAAGGAUCUAUCUGCAGAGAGAAGCAUCAACCUGUUCCACUGUCUGAACGAGCUGAAUGAUGGUUCUCUGGUGAAGGAGAUCCAGCAGAACCUGAGAUCAGGGCAUCUGUCCACACAGGAACUGUCUCCUGCCCAGUGGUCGGCUCUGGUCUUCAUCUUACUGUCAUCGGGAGAAGAUCUGGAUGAGUUCGACCUGAAGAAAUACUUGGCUUCAGAGGAGGCUCUGCGGAGGCUGCUGCCCGUCCUUAAGGCCUCCAACAAAGCUCUACUGAGUAGCUGUGAACUCUCAGAGAAAAGCUGCAAAGUGCUGUCCUCAGUUCUUAGCUCCCCAUCCACAAGUUUAACAGAACUGGACCUGACUAAUAACGAUCUACAGGAUUCAGGGGUGCGACUGCUGCUUGCUGGACUAGAAGGUUCUCAUUGCAGGCUGGAAAUUCUCAGGCUGUCCGGCUGCCUGGUCACAGAGACAGGCUGUGCUUCUCUGGACUCGGCUCUGACCUCCAACCCGUCCCACCUGAGAGAACUGGACUUGAGCUACAAUCAUCCAGGAGCCUCAGGAAUAAAGCUGCUGUCUGUUCGACUGAAGGAUCCUCACUGGAGACUAGAAACUCUCAGGGUGGAAAACUGUGGAGAGCAAUGGCUAAAACCUGGUCUGAGUAAGUAUUUCAGUGAACUUACAAUCGACACGAACACAGUGAAUCCAAACCUCCAACUGUCUGACAACAACCGGAAGGUGACCCGCGUGAAGGAGAGGCAGCCGUAUCCUGACCAUCCAGACAGGUUCGCCCAGUGUCCUCAGCUGCUGUGCAGCACUGGUCUAGCUGGUCGUUGUUACUGGGAGGUGGAAUGGAGUGGGGGAGGUGAAGUAGCUGUGAGCUAUAGAGAAAUAGGCAGAAGGGGGAAUGGUGAUGACUGCAAGUUUGGAGAGAACCAUCAGUCCUGGAGUCUGAUCUGCUCCAGUGAUCGUUACUCAGUCUGUCACAACAAGAAAGACGCAUCUGUCCACUCCUUCUCCUCUUCCUCCUCUUCGUCCGUUUCUCACAGAGCAGCUGUUUUUGUGGACUGUCCUGCUGGGACUCUAUCCUUCUACAGAGUUACCUCUGACAAACGAGUCCAUCUCCACACCUUCAGCACCACUUUCACUGGACCUCUGUAUCCUGGGUUUAGAGUCUGGUCUGGUUCCGUGUUGUCUCUGAGUCCUCUGUAGGCAGGGCCGGCUCCAAACAAGAUGAAGGUUGACUGCAGUUUUGUUUGAAUGUAUGUUAUGUACAGUAUAUGAACUACUUUAUAGAACUAUGUCUGCUCAGCUCACCAUUGAGAUGUAGGAGACCCAGGUUCAAAUCCAGUAUGGAUUGCUCCCUGUAUGCGGUUUGGGGCAAAAAUGCAUGCUUUAAUGGCACAAGGAUCAUGUGCAUAUCACACCAGAACCUGACAAACAUCGACGCACUGGACUAAACAACAAUUACACUUCAUAUUAAAAGAUUUUACACAAACUUAGUCAUUUACUUUUAGUACUGAACUUUUUGUUUUUGAUGUUAUUGAUGUUAUUUGUCUUAUUCAGUAAUGUGAAAUGCAUAUCUUAGUCUGUUAUAAUGUGAAUACGUAUAAUUUUAUUCUCCAAGUAGCUUUAUGAGCUGAACAAUAACAUUAGCAGGCCCAGGCCUCUCUGCUGCAGCAGGGCGGCUGUCCUCCUCCUUGGUUGUGGUUUCUCAAAACUGCUCUGUGCUUGUGGCAAUAAAUGAUAACCACAU